Eutrema salsugineum is the source of this 2809-nucleotide messenger RNA. RefSeq names its product casein kinase 1-like protein HD16. The transcript has 17 exons. Gene Ontology annotation, molecular function: protein serine/threonine kinase activity; ATP binding. The coding region runs from base 451 to 2538 and encodes 695 amino acids. Lineage: Eukaryota; Viridiplantae; Streptophyta; Magnoliopsida; Brassicales; Brassicaceae. The record is from RefSeq and is a predicted model, not a curated record. Gene Ontology annotation, biological process: endocytosis; signal transduction; peptidyl-serine phosphorylation. Gene Ontology annotation, cellular component: cytoplasm; nucleus.
CAAGAAACAAGGAAAAUAAAAUAAAAUAAAAAUCUUCACCAAAUAUAUGCCAGAAUUUUUUCUAAAGUUGAUCAAUCCUUCCAAGAAAAAAAAAUUUUGGCAACCCAAAAAAAAAAAAUCCUUCCCCAAAUCUGCACCUCCUCUCAUCUUACAUCUUCGUCUUCAUCUCCAUCUUCGUCUUCAUUAUUUAUAAUCUUAAAUCUCUAUACAGUUUCUCUUUCUUUCUCCGUCUCUUUGUGUGCUUCACAGCUACAAAGUUCUAACAUUUAAAUCGCCGUACUUGGAGGAGCUACCGGUUUCUCAUUCCUAAAUUUUCUAAGGAGAUCUGAAAGUUUUAGUUUUUUUGGAUCGAUUCCAUCAUCACCAUAAUCCGAUCAUCGUUCCUUUGUGUUACGUAAAGAAGUUCACUGAAAAGAAAAAGACUUUCUUACUCUUUUGUAUGGAGUAAGAAUGCCAGAGUUAAGAAGUGGAGCACGUAGAUUGAGACAACCUAGCCCUCAGGUGAUUGAUCAGGCAGAAAACAUUGAACUUCCUCCUCAAACUGUAACAAGGAGAAGAGGUGGUGGUGGGAGAGGAAGAGGAACCGCUGCAGCUUUAGCCAAAGGCGCUGCACCUCCAAGACCAGCCGGUGCUGCUGGUAGGGGUCGAGGCAUCAGGUUAAUAGAUUUAGAGGCUGAACCUUGUGAGGCUCGUCCAGCAGUAGGUGAAGCUGCUUUUAAUCAAGCUGAAGGGGCAGCUGAUAAGGAUAUCGCUAUGGAAGGUGGUAGCGCGGAGAAAAUAGUUGGUGUGGAAGAAGAUUCCAGCACAGCUCCAGUCCCUGAAAGGGUACAAGUUGGGAAUUCUCCUGUUUAUAAGACUGAGAGGAAACUCGGUAAAGGAGGCUUUGGUCAAGUUUUUGUCGGUAGAAGGGUGAGUGGUGGCAGCGAUAGGAUUGGGGCAGAUGCAAUUGAGGUGGCUCUGAAAUUUGAGCACCGAAAUAGCAAAGGAUGCAAUUUUGGCCCACCUUACGAGUGGCAAGUGUACAAUACGCUCAACGGUUGCUAUGGAGUUCCUGCAGUACAUCAUAAGGGUCGUCAAGGAGAUUUUUACAUCCUUGUUAUGGACAUGCUUGGUCCGAGCCUUUGGGAUGUUUGGAAUUCUUCGGGGCAAUCGAUGUCUCCAAACAUGGUAGCAUGCAUCGCAGUUGAGUCCAUAUCUAUUCUUGAGAAACUUCAUAUGAAAGGGUUUGUCCAUGGAGAUGUGAAGCCCGAAAACUUUUUACUCGGUCAACCUGGAACAGCAGAUGAGAAAAAACUCUACCUUAUCGAUCUUGGUCUAGCAUCAAAAUGGAAAGAUUCGUACUCAGGCCAGCAUGUUGAAUAUGAUCAAAGACCUGAUGUGUUCAGGGGAACAAUAAGGUAUGCAAGUGUUCAUGCACAUCUAGGUCGUACUGGAAGUCGGAGAGAUGAUCUGGAGUCGUUGGCUUAUACUUUAAUUUUUCUCCUGAAGGGAAGAUUGCCAUGGCAAGGUUACCAGGGUGAUAACAAGAGCUUUCUUGUUUGCAAGAAAAAGAUGUCAACUUCUCCUGAAUUGAUGUGCUGUUUUUGUCCACCACCGUUUAAGCUAUUCCUCGAAGCAGUUACAAAUAUGAAGUUUGACGAGGAGCCCAACUAUGCGAAGCUUAUUUCGAUUUUCGAUACUCUGAUUGAGCCGUGCGCUCUAUCUAGACCAGUUAGAAUUGAUGGGGCUCUGAAGGUUGGGCAAAAACGAGGAAGAUUACUUCUAAAUUUGGAAGAGGAUGAACAGCCGAAGAAGAAAAUCAGGAUAGGCAGUCCUGCUAGUCAAUGGAUUUCAGUCUAUAACGCUCGUCGUCCCAUGAAACAAAGAUAUCACUACAAUGUUGCAGACUCAAGGCUGCACCAGCAUGUACAGAAGGGCAAUGAAGAUGGCCUUUUGAUUAGCUGUGUAGCAUCAGCAGCUAACCUUUGGGCCCUCAUCAUGGAUGCUGGAACUGGAUUUACCUCUCAAGUUUAUGAAUUGUCAACGGUCUUCCUGCACAAGGACUGGAUUAUGGAGCAAUGGGAAAAGAACUACUAUAUAAGUUCCAUAGCUGGUGCAGAUAACGGGAGCUCGUUAGUUGUUAUGUCAAAAGGAACUUCUUAUACACAGCAAUCUUACAAAGUGAGCGACUCAUUUCCUUUCAAGUGGAUAAAUAAGAAAUGGAAAGAAGAUUUUCAUGUAACCUCCAUGACAACUGCUGGAAAUCGUUGGGGUGUGGUAAUGUCGAGGAACUCUGGUUUCUCUGAGCAGGUGGUGGAGCUUGACUUUUUGUACCCAAGCGAUGGAAUACAUAGGAGGUGGGAGAGUGGGUAUAGAAUAACAUCAAUGGCAGCAACUGCAGAUCAAGCAGCUUUCAUAUUGAGCAUACCAAAACGUAAAAUGAUGGAUGAAACUCAAGAGACUCUUCGCACCACUGCCUUUCCAAGCACACACGUCAAGGACAAAUGGGCGAAAAAUCUGUACAUUGCAUCAAUAUGUUAUGGCAGGACAGUGUGCUGAUACACAGACUUACCAUCAUAUGUUCUGUGAGAAAGCCAAAAGACAAGUGGAGCUGAAGGGUGUCAUAAUACAGUGAAACCAGACGUUACCUGUUCGUUGAAAUGUAAUGUAAUGGAUGUGUCGUGGUGGUAUGUAUGUACGGGUACAAAAAGAUAGAAAAGAGAAGCUGGAAUUAGUAAUAGAAAGAUUUGAGGGCUUUUUAAGCCUUCAAAGUGUGUGCUUAUUUAUUGCUAUCAUUUGCGUUGUUUAAUGAGUCUCGAGGUUUGUUGUU